UGUUAUAAUUGGGGCAGUCUCUAUUUCUUCUAUUAACUAAAGAAAGGAGAAUGCAAUCAUCUAUUGGAAAAGGCUUUCAACUUUUCCCAUUUCUUAUUAUUUUAUUUGUUAGCCUUUGCCUUAGCCAUGUGUGUUGGAUCCAAGUUCGAGCCAACUCCGUUUUGAAUUCCACAGAUGAGAGCAGAUCUACGGAUCCAUUUCUUUUGUCUACAAGCUUACCUGUGGACACAGCCUUCAAGUUUCCAUCUGCUUUACCCGUUAUCCCUUCGGGUAAGAGUAAUUUUGGGAAAGGAAGGAUAGAUCUGGGAGGUCUCGAGGUGAUCCAAGUCUCCAUCUCAACCUCAACAUCAAAGAUAGUAUGGAGGACGUACGAGGGCAUGGGGCUCACUAUAUAUCAACCUAUCAACCUUCCUCCCAGCUUCUUCACGCUUGGCUUCUAUGCCCAACCCAACAACCGUCAGCUUUUCGGCUGGGUUCUUGCUGCAAGAGACGUGUCUGGAGAUAGCUUGAGGCCACCCGUUGGCUACAUUGCUGUCAUGAACACUACAUCAAUGAUUAUCAAGCAAGACGGUCCUGCGUAUUUUUGGCAGCCCCUAUGUCUCAAUGGGUAUCAAGCGGUUGGUCUAUAUGUCACUACUUCUCCUCUGGAGCCAUCUUUGAGUCAAGAAUCUAUAAGCUGCGUUCGAUCCGAUCUUACAGAACAGAGUGAAGCCGACACAUGGGUUUGGGGGACAGAAGAACUGACCAUUUCUAGCAUGAGACCGGCCAACAGAGGAACAGAAGCAACGGGCGUGUACACAGGGACAUUCAGCUGCAAGCGGCUAAACUUCUCUCCUCCUCCACCUCCUCUGUCCUGCUUGAAGAAUACAAGAUCUGGCUUGUCCAGCAUGCCAAGCAAAGAUCAAACUAGCCUACUGUUUAAAACGUAUUCACCGUGGGUGUAUUUGCAUCCGGAUGAAGAUUUCCUCCCUUCCUCUGUCGAGUGGUUUUUCUCAAAUGGUGCCCUUUUAUUCCAGAAAGGGAACGAAUCAAACCCCGUCGCAAUACAACCGGACGGUUCAAACCUUCCUCAAGGCGGUUCGGACGAUGGUUUGUUCUGGUUGGACUAUCCGGCGGAUAAGGACGCAAAGGAAAGGGUGAAGAGGGGAGACUUGGGAAACACGAAGGUGUAUCUGCACAUCAAACCAAUGUUUGGAGGCACUUUCACUGACAUAGUCGUGUGGAUAUUCUAUCCUUUCAACGGCAAUGCCCGCCUUAAGUUUUUAUUCGUCAAGAGCCUGUGGCUGGGGGAUGUAGGCGAGCAUAUUGGAGACUGGGAACAUGUUACGCUGCGCAUCAGCAACUUCAACGGCGAGUUAUGGCGCGCAUACUUGUCGGAGCACAGUGCGGGAACGCUAGUGGAGGCAUGCGAUCUAGAGUUCCAAGGUGGAAACAAACCAGUGAGCUACUCGUCGCUUCACGGCCACGCAAUGUUCUCAAGACCAGGAAUGGUGUUGCAGGGCGAAGGCGGGAACGGUUUAAGGAACGACAUGGCAAGAAGUGACAAAUUCUUCGACGCAGGAGCUGCAUAUGAGAUGGUUGCAGGACCGGGGAUGGUGGAGCCACCGUGGCUCAACUAUUUUAGGAAAUGGGGACCAUUUGUUCAACAUGAUAUUCAAAAGACAUUCGACGGUAUCGCCAAGACAUUGCCUGGAUUCUUUCGUGCCAAAUUCAGAAAAUUUAUUAACCAAAUCCCUCGUGAAUUGUUUCAAGAAGAUGGCCCCACUGGUCCCAAAGUCAAAAGGUCUUGGACCGCUGAUGAGUGAGAGAGACUAAUCUAAUAGAAUCUUAAUUUUAUCUAUAA
Camelina sativa (false flax) is the source of this 1843-nucleotide messenger RNA. NCBI's taxonomy places the organism in Eukaryota, Viridiplantae, Streptophyta, Magnoliopsida, Brassicales, Brassicaceae. The record is from RefSeq and is a predicted model, not a curated record.